AUUAAAUUAAAAUAUGGUUACUUAAAUGAGAAUAAUUUUGAUUUAUUAACGAAAAGAAAUUUUUUUUGGGGGGGAAUUAUGACGAAACGUUUGUGUUAAGUGUUUUUGACGAAAAUUAAGGAUUAAAAAUUGGAAAAUGCCGGGAAUUGUGGUUUUUAACAGACGAUGGGGGGUCGGAUCCGACGAUUUAGUUGUUCCCGGGGUGUUUUUAUUCAUCGUUCACGCAAUAUGGUUAAUAAUUUUGUGUGUUCUACUUGGUUUGACUCAUUUUGACAUCACGCAAGACUCGAUUAAAUAUCUUUUCGGAUUUUUAAUCGGAUAUCUCGCCGUGUUAAUUAUCUCGAUGGUAUCGGAAAUUUGCAUCAUAGUCGUGUCGUUACGAGGAAACAUCUUGGACACAAAACCGAGGGCCCCAAUGCAAUACAUCCUAUACGUGCGAGUCGUACUUUUGAUAAUCGAAGCUGGGUGGUUAGCGGCGGGAAUCGUUUGGAGCGUUUACUUUUACCAAGAUUGCCCGAUGGAAAUUACGAAACAAUUCACUUUGGGGUUGGUCGUGUGCAAUUGGUGCAUUAUAGUUUCGAUUUUAGUGACGGUUUGGUGCACUUACGACGCCGCCGGCCGAUCUUGGGUUAAAAUGAAAAAUUAUCAACGAUCGAUGAGGGAAUCGGAAUCGAAGUUUCAAUAUAAACGGUCGGGGAGUAAUCGGAAUUGGAGACAAAGAAAGGUGUUGAGGGCGUAUCAAGACAGUUGGCACCAACGGUGUCGAUUUUUGUUUUGUUGUAUGCGAGGAUCCGAUAGAAAUCGCAACUCAUUCACCGACAUCGCCCGAUUAUUAUCCGAUUUUUUUCGCGAUUUAGACGUCGUUCCAUCGGAUGUGAUCGCGGGGUUAGUACUUUUGAGGAAGUUUCAAAAAAUCGAAAGGAGAUCGAUUAUCGAACAGCGUAAAAAUGAAACUUACGAGUUUUUAUCAGGAGUUCCGGUUACACCCCGCACGCAAUUUCUCGCGUUACACGAAGGGGGCGAUUUGGAGCUGUUCCAAACGGUGAUACAUUACGCGUAUUUCGCGGUCGGAGCUUAUGGUUGGCCGAUAUAUGUGAUGACGGAGAAAUUGGGGGCUUGCAAAUUAUGCAGCAACUUCGGAUGUUGUUGCGUCCCGUGUCAAAAACGAGAUAAUAUCGAAAUAAUCGAGGAUAAUUGUUGCGCGUGUAAUUACGCGGCUUUGGAAAAGAUAAUUUCGAAGCGGGGAAAUAUCGAGGUGAUUUACGCGACUUAUCACGUCGAUGUGGGUGAAACCCCUUUUUAUGUGGCUUUGGAUUUCGAUAGGAAGAAGGUGGUUGUUAGUAUUCGGGGUACUUUGAGUAUGAAGGAUAUUUUAACUGAUUUAAACGCGGAAUCUGAGACUUUACCAUUGGAUCCCCCCCAAGAGGAGUGGUUGGGGCAUAAAGGGAUGGUCCAAGCUGCUCAAUAUAUUUUGGAUAAAUUACGCGGGGAGAAUUUGUUGGAGAAGGCGUUCGAUUAUUCUGUGGAGAGAGGAACGAAGGAGUUCCAAUUGGUGUUGGUUGGGCACUCUUUAGGAGCGGGGACUGCGUGUAUAUUGGGGAUUUUGUUGCGACAAGAGUACCAAGAUCUUUUAUGUUAUUGUUAUUCCCCCCCUGGGGGGUUAUUAAGCAUGCCGGCGGUGGAGUACACGAAAUCUUUUAUUAUUUCUGUUGUGAUUGGGAAAGAUGUCGUCCCCAGGAUUGGGUUGCAUCAAAUGGAAGCGUUGAGAUCCGACUUAAUUAAUGCGAUUAAACGGAGCGUUGAUCCAAAAUGGAAAACGAUAUCUUGCAGCAUUUGUUGCAAUUACGAGCCAACCUCGGCUGUUCAACUUUCAACAGACGAGCUCCACGUCCAAGAAUACAUGACAUCGAAGAAUCACGCGAGGAAUUUGGGGCUACACCCUUCCGAUAGCAGUAUAGCUUUGACCUCGCAUAAUCCCUUGUACCCCCCUGGAAGGAUUAUUCACGUCGUGAGGCACCACCCGACAAAAGGAGAACAAAAGUAUGAAAAUCAAUGGAGGCAGAAAUUAUCGAAGAAAGAACCCGUUUAUCAGGCGUUAUGGGCCCAAAAUACCGAUUUUGAUGAAGUUUUAAUCUCCCCGGUGAUGAUACAGGAUCAUAUGCCCGAUAAGGUCGUCGACGCGCUUAAUAAGGUUGUAACAACGAUGGGGCCAAGAAAACCGAGUCGGAUCGCGUCGAUUUCGCAAGAAAUCGACACCCAAAAAGAGGAGGAAUUUUUAGCACCAACAACGACGAAGAUCUACUUGGAAACAUCUUUCGCGGCGAGUUCCUCAUCAAGUUUAACAAACGGGUUGUGUUCAACGAGCGAAUCUUCCCCUUUACCGCUAGCGAACGUUAUUUCGUUGCUGAAUCAACGAAAAAGUUUCGAAAUAAUCAAAAAAUCGAAAUCGAGGUUAAGUUUAAACGUGAUUAGGACGCUAAAUAACGAAAACAAUAAAAGAAUCGAUUUUAUCCACGACGAUUGGUACGGAUUAGCCCCUUUAGCAAGUCCUGAGAGUUUAUCGGAAGUCUCGAGUAUCGCCUCAUCGAAAGCAAGCUUCCAAAUUAACAUGGAAAAGGCCGAGAUGUUGCUAAAAACACCUCUGGUUAUGAGGAGGACUCCAAAAAUUAUUAAUAAUUUAAGUACGUGUGCUGAUGAUAUCAGAAAUGUGAGGUAUUUCCAAAAAUUGGGGCAAUUAUCGCGACAUUUGAGGAGACCGAGCCAAAACGGGAGUCCAAUCACAAAUUCGAGUAGUAGCAAUUUAAGUUUUCAAUCAGCGAAUAGUAAUAAAUCAGAAAAAUCGGAAACUGUGGAUGUAAUUGCCAAAAAAAUGAGUUCGGAUGAGUACCAAAGCGCUGAAGAAAUCUUAGAACAAGUUAUUGAAACAGCGGGGUGCUCAGAAUUCUUUUCGGGGGCCCCAAAAAUUAACCUCGAAGAUACAGACGUGCUCCCAAACUUUGCAAUCGAUUUAAAUUUGUCCAUUGAGAAUCGUUCGGAACAAUUCCUUCAAAUUUCGAGUAAAUUGGCGACGACGCAAACUUUUCUAACCGAACCUAAACCGAUUUUAGAAGUGAAAAACGUUACCUUUAACCCGGAAGUCGUUAAUAUCGAAUCGAGCCCGAAGAAACCGAAAAAACCCGACAAGUGGAAUUUGAAGUUGCCGACUAAAUCGAAAAAGAUUAAAGCCGAAAUUUUGACUCUACCGACCAGUUCGAAAUCAAAUUUAGAACCCAAAACGAUUUUGUGCGUGAAAAAACAAGAUUCGCCCAAUUUUGUACGGAGGAAAAAGUACGUUUAUCCAACCGUCGAUUUACCAUUGGCCAAAGACGAGAGUAGUUUAUAACGAUCGAUUCGAAUAAUAAUUAAGAUAAUAACGUUUUGUUAUUAUUAGUCGAUUCGAUUUUAAUAUAGCGCUCGUCGUGUAAUUGUGAUAAUAAUAAAAAAUGAGGUUAUGAUUUAAUUUAA
Molecule: messenger RNA, 3504 nt
Organism: Onthophagus taurus
Lineage: Eukaryota; Metazoa; Arthropoda; Insecta; Coleoptera; Scarabaeidae
Gene: inaE
Product: inactivation no afterpotential E
Biological process (GO): diacylglycerol catabolic process; arachidonate metabolic process
Cellular component (GO): dendrite membrane; cytoplasm; postsynaptic membrane
Molecular function (GO): lipoprotein lipase activity
Source: RefSeq, a predicted model, not a curated record